Solanum stenotomum is the source of this 1182-nucleotide messenger RNA. RefSeq names its product 2-oxoisovalerate dehydrogenase subunit alpha 2, mitochondrial-like. NCBI's taxonomy places the organism in Eukaryota, Viridiplantae, Streptophyta, Magnoliopsida, Solanales, Solanaceae. Gene Ontology annotation, biological process: branched-chain amino acid catabolic process. The record is from RefSeq and is a predicted model, not a curated record. Gene Ontology annotation, molecular function: oxidoreductase activity, acting on the aldehyde or oxo group of donors, disulfide as acceptor. The transcript is spliced from 8 exons. Bases 4 to 1182 code for a protein of 392 amino acids.
GCCAUGGAUUUCCCAGGAGGAAGAAUCCCAUUUGUUUCUCAAAUGAAAUUCAUUUCAGAGUCAUUAGAAACAAGGUUAGCUUGUUAUAGAGUUCUUGACAAUAAUGGCUCUCCAAUUCCAGGCAGUGUAUUUGAACAGGUGAGGAAAGAUUUGGCAGUGAAGAUGUAUAGUACAAUGGUGACCCUUCAAAUAAUGGACAGCAUUUUUGAUGAAGCAAAAAAACAAGGGAGGUUAUCCUUUUAUAUGACCAGUGUUGGAGAAGAAGCCAUUAACAUAGCUUCUGCUGCUGCCCUCACCUCAGAUGACAUUGUCUUGCUGCAGUAUAGGGAGACCGGUGUUCUGUUAUGGCGUGGCUUCACCCUGGAAGAAUUUACCAGUCAAUUGCUUGGAAAUAAGGGUGACAAUGGAAAAGGCAGGCAAAUGCCAAUACAUUAUGGUUCUAACAAGCUCAAUUAUUUCACUGUCUCUUCAACUAUCGCCACACAGCUUCCACAGGCUGUAGGCGUGGCUUAUGCGCUGAAAAUGGAUAAAAAGGAGGCUUGUGUUGUCACUUAUUUUGGAGAUGGUACCACUAGUGAGGGAGAUUUCCAUGCUGCUUUGAAUUUUGCGGCAGUUCUUGAAGCUCCUAUUAUAUUUCUAUGCCGCAACAAUGGAUGGGCCAUUAGCACCCCUGUCGCUGAGCAAUUCCGAAGUGAUGGAGUCGCGAUUAAAGGGCAAGCUUAUGGGGUUCGAAGUAUUCGUGUGGAUGGCAAUGAUGCUCUUGCAGUUUAUAGUGCUAUUCGUGCAGCUCGCGAAAUGGCGAUAAAGGAACAAAGGCCAAUAAUAGUAGAGGCCAUGGCUUAUCGAGUAGGCGACCAUGCAUCGUCUGAUGAUUCAACCAAGUACCGAUCCAGGGAGGAAAUCGAGUACUGGAGAAGAGGAUGCUCAGUAGCCAGAUUCAGAAAAUGGAUACAGAAAAAUGGUUGGUGGAGUGAUGAAGAGGAAUUAGAAUUCCGGGGAAAUACCAAAGAGCAGGUGUUGCAAGCACUUGAAAGAGCAGAGGAAACAGAGAAACCUCCCUUGGCAGAUUUGUUUACUGAUGUUUAUGAUCAAAUCCCAUCAAAUCUUCAAGAACAAGAGAGGUAUAUUAGAGACGCGAUAAAGAGACGACCAAAUGAGUAUCCUUCUAAUAUACCUCUAUAG